Messenger RNA from Ixodes scapularis (black-legged tick), 1574 nucleotides. RefSeq names its product eukaryotic translation initiation factor 2 subunit 3, Y-linked (gene eIF2gamma). Gene Ontology annotation, molecular function: GTPase activity; GTP binding; tRNA binding. The transcript is spliced from 13 exons. Gene Ontology annotation, cellular component: eukaryotic translation initiation factor 2 complex; cytosol. The coding region runs from base 83 to 1498 and encodes 471 amino acids. The record is from RefSeq and is a predicted model, not a curated record. Lineage: Eukaryota; Metazoa; Arthropoda; Arachnida; Ixodida; Ixodidae. Gene Ontology annotation, biological process: formation of translation preinitiation complex; positive regulation of translational fidelity.
UCGACAUUGGUUACUACGGCUUCCUUCUGUGCAUUAAAGCCGUUAACCUUCUCCUCCGCGUUUUUGAGUGCUCUUUUUCAUCAUGGCGGGGAGCGAGUGUGCCAGGAUUCAGGGGCAACCCCAUUUAAUGAAACAAGACCUCGACAAACUAGACAUAAACAAGUUAACUCCGUUCACGGCCGAGGUUAUCAGCAGGCAAGCGACGAUUAACAUCGGAACAAUAGGACAUGUGGCGCACGGCAAGUCAACGGUCGUCAAAGCCAUUUCUGGCGUCCAGACUGUCAGGUUCAAGAACGAGCUUGAACGAAACAUCACCAUCAAGCUUGGAUAUGCCAAUGCAAAGAUCUACAAGUGCGACGACGAGAAGUGCACCCGGCCCGCCUGCUACCGGUCUGCGGGGAGUAGCAAGGAGGACGACUUCCCUUGCGACCGCCUGGGCUGCAAUGGCAGGUUCAGGCUACUCAGACAUGUCUCCUUCGUAGACUGUCCUGGCCACGACAUUUUGAUGGCUACCAUGUUGAACGGUGCAGCAGUCAUGGAUGCUGCUUUGCUUCUCAUUGCCGGCAACGAGUCUUGCCCUCAGCCCCAGACCUCGGAGCAUUUGGCUGCCAUUGAGAUCAUGAAGCUCAAACACAUCUUGAUUCUCCAGAACAAGAUUGACCUGGUGAAGGAAUCCCAGGCCAAGGAACAAUACCAGCAGAUCCUCAAGUUUGUGCAAGGAACCGUGGCCGAGGGGGCUCCUGUGGUGCCCAUUUCGGCCCAGCUGAAGUACAACAUCGAAGUCAUCUGCGAAUACAUCGUCAAGAAAAUUCCAAUGCCUCUACGGGACUUCGCCUCCGAGCCUCGGCUUAUCGUCAUCCGAUCCUUUGACGUGAAUAAGCCUGGCUGUGAAGUGGACGACCUCAAAGGUGGCGUUGCCGGUGGCUCCAUUCUGAGAGGAGUGCUCAAGGUGGGGCAGGAGAUUGAGGUGCGGCCAGGCAUUGUGUCCAAGGACGACGAGGGCAAGCUACUCUGCAAGCCCAUCUUCUCCCGCAUCCUCUCCCUGUGCACCGAGCAGAACGACCUCAUGUACGCCGUGCCUGGAGGACUCAUCGGUGUGGGGACCAAGAUUGACCCGACGCUGUCCCGAGCCGACCGGAUGGUGGGGCAGGUGCUGGGGGCCGUGGGGGCCCUACCGGACAUCUACAUUGAGCUGGAGAUCUCCUACUUCCUGCUGCGCCGCCUGCUCGGGGUCCGCACCGAGGGAGACAAGAAGGGAGCCAAGGUGCAAAAGCUCUCCAAGAACGAAGUGCUCAUGGUCAACAUUGGGUCCCUCUCAACGGGAGGCCGAGUUCUGGCGGUCAAGGCUGAUUUGGCCAAGAUCAGUCUGACCAGCCCUGUCUGCACAGAGAUUGGUGAAAAGAUUGCACUCAGUCGUCGGGUGGAGAAGCACUGGAGGUUGAUCGGAUGGGGUCAGAUCCGAAGAGGAGUCACCGUUAAACCAACCUCUCAGGAGUAAUGAAAUUGAAAAAGAAUUCCAGAACAACCUCGACUUCUGGCUUUUUUGUUCUGAUAUAAAAAUGAAAGAAAAUGGC